AUGCUGACCCUCUGGGCCCUGGUCUUCACGCUGACCGUCCAGGCAAGAGCACUUGACCUGCAGAAUCCAUCUUUGCUGCUGGGAAAUCUCCCUCAAUUAGCCCUUGAGGUCACCAAAAAAGCCCCUCUCAAUCUGCCACCCGGACCACUGUUCAGAAGUGCCCCAAAAGAUUCUCCAUCUAAGAAACAUCCAACUAGGACCCCAGGAGGCAGGUGUCUACCAGUGGCCAGGUACUUCAUGUCUAGCAGCAAACUCGAAGAAUAUCUGAAUGCCACACUGCCCCCACAGAUCGAGAAGAUGCUGAUGUGUGAGGAGAUAGAUCUAGCUGGUGUGCUUGGGACAGUGAUAUCUACAUUGUCUAACUCCAACCUACUGUCUGUGUUAGACCUCACUUCAUCCCUCAACAUACCUGGAAGUGAUGUUCUUGGUGGUAUCCUGGGCAAGGAAAGUGGUGGCCAGUCCCCAAAGCUCCCACUGUCAUUGCUCUCAACAGCCACUGAUGCCCUCAAUAUCCAAGAGACUCUGGGCAGACUACUACCCACUGGUGCAGAGAAGAAUCCUGUAAAAGGACUUGUCAACACCCUUGACCUCCCAAAUCUCCCCCAGCCUCUGAAUGAUAUCGUUAACCAAGCCGGCAAGCUCACAGAAUCCACAGAGGGUGUGCUGAACAGUCUAGUGCCAGUAGGUGUUAGUGAUGCAGUCACAGGCCUGCUGAGAAAUGCUGACCUAGCAGAACUCUUACUGGGAUUAAAUGUUCAAGAAGUGACUGUGGAGAGUAUGACAUCAACCAUGACAGGUGAUGGGAUCCUCGUCUCUACCACAACUACCGCCUUCAUAGGUGGAAAAGGCCUAGCAGGACCUGUAGUCAGCCUACUGGGAUAUCAAGUACACAGUGAUAUAACUCUGAAAAUUGGCAUUUCCACGAACAAUACCCAAUGCAUCAACCUCCAAGUCCAGGACAAGGACAUCAAGUUCAAGAAAGUGACCCUUCAGGUAGUGGAAACGGUCACAAAUACUUUGCCAGUGCCUCUGCCUUUGGACCAAAUCGUUUCUCAAGUGUUGACAGUAGCUAUGAAAGAGAAGCUUCAAGAAGUAGAAUCGUGUGACAUUGAUCUCAGUGAUUUCAGCAAAUGCAAGAACUCUACUGACUUGUUCAAGUACAACGUUAAAAGUUCCAGGACUUCUGCACAAGGUCUUUCAAUCUUCUACUGUGCUAAAGCCUUCUUUAACAAAUAUAUAGUCCCUGUACCUGGAAGUCCCCUUCCACCAGAUCCUAGAAAUGCCAACAUUUCCCUAACUCUGUCCCAUAAAUUACUCACCGUUAUCAUCACACUGAGUGUCAAGCUGAGCUCCACCAAGAUGAAUAACCUGGCUGCAAGCAUCACCAAAAUAACCUACUCCUUCAAGUCAGGCAACCAACUCCAAGUCACCUUGUGGAUUACCGUGGAAAAGGAUGGUGAGAAUUUUUCUACCGUGGAAAUGACCUCAAUCAUCUCCCAUGACAGCAAGAUUUCAAAAGACAAAUUGAUACCAGACUUCAAGAUUACGAGCUCUGAAGACAAGGUGACACCACCUGAGGCUGAAGCAGAAGUGCAAGAUAUAUUGCUUGAGGUUCUGAAGAAAUUCUUGUCUGCCCUUAAUGAACUGAUAAGUGCAUGGAAUGUUCCUCCAGGACUAACCUCAAAUCCUCUAACCAAUGCCAAGGUUAAAGUACUUAAAUUGAACGAUCUUCAGGCAGCAAACUAA
Molecule: messenger RNA, 1746 nt
Organism: Prionailurus viverrinus (fishing cat)
Lineage: Eukaryota; Metazoa; Chordata; Mammalia; Carnivora; Felidae
Product: vomeromodulin-like
Exons: 14
Coding region: 1-1746 (581 amino acids)
Biological process (GO): sensory perception of smell
Source: RefSeq, a predicted model, not a curated record